CCUUUUUCCCCCCCGUGCGUAAAAAUGGGUAAAGAUGGAUAAACCGACAGAUCUGAAUUAUCUAGCGGAUCAAAGCUGCACAUUUUUGGAGUUAUUAAUAUGUUCCUCAUGGCCUGUGGCCUAGAUACGUCUCGGUUUAUAUCCAGAUGAUGAAAACGGGGGAGCUGAUUUCUUAAAAUGACAGAGAUGGAUUUAAAAACAGUCACGUCGACGAUGGAAGCUUUGGUUCGCAUCAGUAGGCAGCGCUCUCUUGAUGCUGGGGAAACGUGCACGUAGUCUGCUCUGCUGCCAUGGCGCCCAGAUUCCAGGUGAAGUCUAACAUGAGGAGCCUGGAGCACGAGCUGCUUUGUCCCGUGUGUAAGGAAAUCGUCAAACAGCCCGUGGUCCUGCCAUGCCAGCACAGCGUCUGCCUCAUGUGUGCCUCCGAGGUCUUGGUGGCAAGUGGCUACCCGCUUCCAGAGCUUCCCCCAGAGCCCAACUCCCCAGCCUCCACACCCAACACCCGCUCGCCCCGCCAGGCACGCAGGCCUACGCCUAAAGCUGAGCAGCGACCAAUUGACCGCGUGCUGCGAUCAGGCCCCCACCCACCGUCGCCAUCCAUGCCUCGGUCCCCGGGAUACGGAACACAUGGGGGGCGACGCCGCAAGGAGGGCCCAGCCCUGGUGAUGAUGUUCCCCUGUGUCCCCUGCGGCCGAGACGUGGAGCUGGGAGAGAAGGGUCUGACCGACUGUCUGCGCAACCUCACUUUGGAGCGUAUAGUUGAGAGGGCUGAGGUGGCGUUAGAGAGAAGGUAA
Paralichthys olivaceus (Japanese flounder) is the source of this 794-nucleotide messenger RNA. The record is from RefSeq and is a predicted model, not a curated record. NCBI's taxonomy places the organism in Eukaryota, Metazoa, Chordata, Actinopteri, Pleuronectiformes, Paralichthyidae.